This is a messenger RNA of Arachis stenosperma, 2286 nucleotides long. Its product is annotated as remorin 4.2-like. The coding region runs from base 1191 to 2144 and encodes 317 amino acids. The record is from RefSeq and is a predicted model, not a curated record. Lineage: Eukaryota; Viridiplantae; Streptophyta; Magnoliopsida; Fabales; Fabaceae. The transcript is spliced from 3 exons.
AUGAUUUUCUAAAAAUUUGUCUUGAGUCAGUUUUUAUAGGUUUCCUUCCAUUUUCUUUAUUUUUUACAAAUUCUACACUUAAAUAUUCAUGCAAUUUACUUUUCUUGCAAAGUUUAAUGUCUUUCCUUUAUUAACAUUUCCAAUUUCACAUUUUAGUGUAUCUUUUAUUCACUUGUAAUAUUUUAUUUUUAGUAAAACUUGUUUUGCAUUAACGCACUUUAGUUUUUUUUAAGUUAAACCUGUUUUAUUUUUAAGGAAUGCUAGGGGCAACAACUUUUGGGAUUUAUAGCCAUCAAAUAGCCAUCAAUGAGACUUUUAAUAGUGUGAGAUUAGUGUGCGAUUUCAUUCAAUGUCUCACUUUUCUUUGCUGAUUACAUGUUGGCCAGAAUUUGAUAAAAUUGCUGGUCCCUAAACUUUUUCUUUAUUUUAUUAGUUAUUCUUACAAAAAAAAAAAAUGUCCUCUUCAUCUUAAAAGACUUUGAUGCACAAUAAACUGGUAUCCAUAAAAAAGAAUAGAGUUUACUCCUAAAAAUUAAAUAUUGAACCUAGAUAGAUUAAAACUUAUUGUGAAAAAUCUGUAUAACAAUAUUUCAUGUUAAUCUUGAGGAUCUUUGAAGCCUCAACAUUUGGACAUUUGGUUGAUUUUAUGACCGAAUUUACAAUGUUAACCUCGACGCCACCAGUUGGGACUCUCUGUUGAAGCAGCGAUAACUAACUCAUAAGGUUAGUUGUGGGGCUGGCAUUAUUUUGUUAGUAAAUGCAGCCACUAAAUUUUAUGCGAUGAUAUUUGAUUUAAGAUUUGUUAUGGCUUUAUGGCAUUUUCCUAAAUCUACGUAGCACAACAUCUUAUCAGCGAAGGAUCAAAUAUGGAUGCAUUUCAAUUGACAUAGGAAAUUGUUUUUAAACCAUUUCUCAACCAAAAAUGCAAAAUGUUGGACUUUAUUUCACAUUUGUCGGUUUUUCCCAUUUCUUUGAGGGAGCUUUCCUCUCUUCCAUAUAUGUAUGUAUGUGGUUUACACUUUCACUCCGUUUCAAUUAACUGAAGAGCCCCAAAAGUAGAAACACACAAUUUAAUAAACACACUAAACCAUUAACCAUAACAUGCUUGAACCCCUUGACUUCGUCUCUUGUCUUCUUUACCUUCACUUUCACACCAAAACCCCACACAACAAUUCAUUCACUACCUUGCUAUGUUGAAUGAUCAAAGCACAUCAACACUAACACUAUCAUCGACAAGAAGAAACCAUGGCAGAGAGGAGCAAAAUACCAAUAUUAAUGAUCAAGGAGAAGAUUACAUCAGAGAAAUUCAUGCUUUAACACCUCCUCUAACCACCACUACAGCCACCACGACCGCUAACCUUCGCCGGAGAAUAAGAGAAGCUUGGGAGACACAAAGCCACCAGUCAUCAUCUUUGUUCACCAUGGCUAGCAUAGAAGGUGUUGCUGCAGGUUCGAGUGAGAACUUGAGCACCAUGAGCAGGGAAUUUAGCGCUCUCGUUCUAACAGGAUCGAGCAUCGACCACAACAACAGCCCAAUGAAUGACCCUCCAAAUCAUGUCGGAACUGAAGGAAGCAGAAACUUGGAGAGGAUUCGAGAAGAUGAUGAUGACAAUGAUUAUGAUAAUCAAUUGAGGACCAUGAUGAUGGAGGAGACGAACCCUCUGGCAAUCGUGCCGGAUAACAACCCCUUAGACCCGAUGACUGCUUCUUUGCCGACGAGGCAUGGUGGCGGUGGCGGCGGAGGAAUGAUGGUGGGUGGUGUUACGAUCAGUGGGCAGAGCGAAGUGUGGGUGCAGAGAGUGAAGAAGGAGGAGAUUGAAGCGAAGAUUGCCGCGUGGCAGAACGCUAAGGUUGCUAAGAUCAACAACAGAUUCAAGAGGGAAGAUUCUGUGAUCAGUGGGUGGGAGAAUGAGCAACUUCAGAAAACCACUUCAUGGAUGAACAAAGUUGAGAGGAAGCUGGAGGAGAAAAGAGCAAAAGCACUUGAAAAAAUGCAGAAUGAAGUAGCAAAAGCUCAUCGGAAAGCAGAGGAGAGAAGGGCAUCAGCAGAGGCUAAAAGGGGAACUAAAGUUGCUAGGGUUCUUGAGGUUGCAAGCCUUAUGAAAGCACUAGGAAGAACUCCUACCAAAAGAUCCUUCUUUUAAUUCAUCUCUAUAAAAUCUAUCUUAUGUUUUGAUCCACAUUCUUGGACAUCAAUUAUGUUAGGUUAAACAUAUUCUACAUUAAACAUUAUAUCGACUCACAUUUUCAUUUGUUAAUUACUCGAUAGAUUGCAAAUGAAGUUUA